This is a messenger RNA of Siniperca chuatsi (mandarin fish), 7683 nucleotides long. It is a transcript of the gene gpc6a, whose product is annotated as glypican 6a. The coding region runs from base 593 to 2299 and encodes 568 amino acids. Gene Ontology annotation, cellular component: cell surface; plasma membrane; extracellular region. The record is from RefSeq and is a predicted model, not a curated record. Gene Ontology annotation, biological process: cell migration; regulation of protein localization to membrane; regulation of signal transduction. NCBI's taxonomy places the organism in Eukaryota, Metazoa, Chordata, Actinopteri, Centrarchiformes, Sinipercidae. The transcript has 10 exons.
CACUGAAGGUUCUGUGAGUCUGUGGACUAGCUACAGAUCGGUUAGUGUAGGUCUAUUUCGCCUACACUACCUCCAGGUCCCUGCGCCUCCUCCAACAUGUGUCCACACACUAAUGUGCUAUGGCGCGCAUUACCAAGGAUGCAUAAAGGCAGAGGACAGUACGCGCCCCUGGAUGCGAGCUGCUGAAGUCGCAGCCACUCCACUCCAUGUUUUGCCCUGCCCUUGUGCGCUCUGCUCGCUGUGCAGCGUGUGUCUCGGCUGCAUUUCUCAACUGACACGAACACAGGGCUGCUGUGUGUGCGGGAGAAGUUGUUGGCACAGAGAGCACCAGGUAGUCUUCAAAAGGAUUUCGUUCAAGCUGGGAGCAAUCGGACUCGCCGGGUUCUUUUUCUUUUCGAGGGGAAGAUACGAAGCUUUUGCAAUGAGGUGGACGUGCAGUAUCUAAAGUGAGGAGUGAUUUUUUUCCCCCUGUUUUUCUUUUAAACAACACCUGACAUCCUGCUCACUGGAGAAAUCUUUUAAGCCUUUGGAUUUCUUUUUUUUUCUGACGGAGCUCGUAUUGCCCUGUGAAACAUUAUCAAGGAUUUCACUGAUGUAUGCGAUGUGGAGGCUGCAAGUCGCCUUAUGUACUCUGUCGGUGCUGUUCCUGUCAUCUGCUGGUGAAAGCAAAGCGCGGAGCUGUAGCGAGGUUAGGCAAGCUUAUAACGUUAAAGGAUUCAGCCUCGUCAAUGUACCUCAUCAGGAAAUAUCAGGUGAGCACCUGCGUGUCUGUCCUCAGGGAUACACCUGCUGCACAUCCGAGAUGGAGGACAAACUCAGCCAGCAGAGCAAACUGGAGUUCGAGAACUUGGUCGAGGAGAGCAGCCACAAUAUGAGGACGACUUUUGUCUCGAGGCAUAAAAGGUUUGAUGAGUUUUUCUUGGAGCUGCUGGACAAUUCUGAGAAGUCUCUCAACAGUAUGUUCACACGGACGUACGGGAAGCUGUAUAUGCAGAACUCGGAGGUGUUCCAGGACCUGUUCACUGAGCUAAAGCGCUACUACACAGGGGGCAACGUCAACCUGGAGGAGAUGCUGAAUGACUUCUGGUCCAGGCUGCUAGAGCGCAUGUUCCAGUUACUCAACUCCCAGUACCACUUCACAGACGACUACCUCGAGUGCGUUAGUAAAUACACAGAUCAGCUAAAGCCCUUUGGAGAUGUGCCCAGGAAACUGAAGGCCCAGGUCACCAGGGCCUUCAUCGCUGCACGGACGUUUGUCCAGGGGCUAAUGGUGGGUCGGGAGGUUGCCAACAGGGUCGCUAAGGUGAAUGUAGUUCCAGCAUGUGUCAGAGCCUUGACCAAGAUGCUGUACUGUCCAUACUGUCGCGGCAUGCCUGGGCUGAAACCCUGUCCCAACUACUGUCACAACGUUAUGAGGGGCUGUCUAGCAAACCAGGCAGACUUAGAUGCUGAAUGGAACCUCUUCAUCGAUGCGAUGUUACUGGUGGCAGACAGACUGGAGGGACCCUUCAACAUUGAAGCAGUUAUAGAGCCAGUUGACAUCAAGAUCUCUGAGGCUAUCAUGACCAUGCAGGACAACAGCAUGCAAGUGUCAGCCAAGGUUUUUCAAGGGUGUGGCCAACCAAAGCCAUCAGGAAUAGGCAGGUCUGCACGUGGCAUCUCCAAUGUGUUCAGUGCUCGCUUCAGACCCUACACCCCUGAAGAGAGGCCAACCACAGCAGCUGGAACAAGCCUGGAUAGACUGAGGGUUGUGUGGAGGACAAUGCAACACAGUGUGAUUGACAUCAAAGAGAAGUUGAAGGAAUCCAAGAGGUUCUGGUCCAACCUGCCAGAUGACAUCUGUGCCAAGGGCAAGCUCACAGAGUCUGACGAGGAGCAGUGCUGGAACAGCCACACUAAGGGCAGAUAUUUCCCUGAAGUGGUAAAGGAAGGUCUUACCAACCAGGUGAACAACCCAGAGGUGGAUGUGGAUAUCACCAGGCCUGACACACUCAUACGACAGCAAAUCAUGGCUCUACGUGUCAUGACCAACAAGCUAAAGAACGCCUACAAUGGAAAUGACAUCUACUUCCAGGACUCCAGUGACGAGGGCAGUAGUUCUGGCAGUGGCAGCGGCUGCUCUGACGGCUGCACAACUGAGUUUGUUUUUGUUGGAACAGAGGCUCCUGUAAUUGGAGCUGACAGAAGUGAUGAACGCGCAGCAGCCUCAGGCAAGUCACUUUCCCGCGGACCCUCCCUACUGCUGGUGAUGGUGACCCUCACACUCCCACUCUGGGCAAUGCAGACUCAAUGGAGAUAAUACAUGAAUGUGGCCUGAUCACUGACUUUUAUACUGUCACGUACAGUACAGUUUAAGAGCAAGUUCUACUGCUGUUCCCUCACUGGACAUGUAGAACCUCCUGGAAACCUGUCAAGAAUGGCUUACUAUGUGGUAUGGUAGGACUGGAAGUGAGUGCAGUGCUGCAUCCUGCUUGUCCCCCAAAGAAUGCCAUCACUGAACCAGCUUUCACAUCUCUGAAAAAAAAGUCUGAAAAAAUUGUGGUUUUUCUCAGUAUUUUAAAAACAUGCUUCUCUUUUGACAGUGAAAACAUCUGAUCUGAUUUUUCAGCUAAAGGGGAAUCUAUUUUUCUUUUCCUUUUGUAUGAUGAAGUUGUGAAAGCAAGACAACGCCCUUUUUAUUCUAUUAGUCUGUCCCCCUCAGACAAAAGGAGAAAGUCUUGCUGUGUGCAUGCGUGGAAAUGAUGUUAAGUGACAAAAAAAAAAAAAACAUUUUAUGCAGGCUACACAGUUUUGGAUUGGUUGGUAGCAGACUGUACAGUCCUAGCAGUUCACCUGGUUUCCCAUUUGGUCAUAUCAGUGUGGCUUCAGGAAGCAGCAGUUCUUACGGCCACUUUAUAGUUGCACAUUUGAUUAUCUCUAAGAAAGUGCUAAUGUACUGCACUAAGAGAACUACUUUGCACAGAUUAUUUUUGUUGGCUUCCUAAGUUUCUAAAGCUACAGGAAACAUCCACCCCUUAGAGAAAGAAGAUAUAUUUUCAGAUCAUUUAACUGAUUGUAUUGUACUUAUAAAACAGUUGCGGUAUGUAUUUCACUGGAAGGUACUGUAUUGUAAUCUUACUGGUUUAGUUAAUGGCUACAUUUUUUAAUAAAUGUAUUAUUUGUUUUUAAAAGUUAUUUGAUCACCUGUAAAAUGAAAAAAUCAAGAGUUUUCGCAAACAACACUAAGCCAUUAUACUACAAUUGCCUGCUAACAAUAUUCAGUUACCUGAUUUACUCUCUUCUGUUUGGGUACUUAACAUGCACUUAAACAGUUUUUAUUUCUCAGAGGACUCAGAGUAUAUUAGUGAUAUUAGGUAUAUGUUAAUGACAUUUUCAUUUAUUUUCUUGGCUCCCAUGCUUUAAGUAUUGAUUCUGAUUUAUUUUGUAUGUUUUCAUCCUUUGUUUAUAGUACAUAAAUGGAAGGUUACACAUUUUAACCCUCUGACAGGCUUUACAGGUUUACCCGCUCACAUUGGAGCACCUUCUUGUUUGGCCAAUCAGAACAGGCCCACCACUACAGGUUAUAGAAGUGGUUAUGUUUUCUUAAAAGGCAUGUACAAAGUCAACAACUCAAAAAAAAAGCCAGGUGCCAAGGUUAGAGGGCUCUGACUACUCGUAAAACUAGGGUUACUAUUCAUGACCUUCAUUCUAUCUCCUACAGGCUUCGACCUCUAACAGGCUCUAGAGAGGCUCAGGGAGCAAAACCAAUAGCUUGCACUCCAUCAACACAACUCGAUGGCCAUGAACUCUGGUCACACAGAAAAGGCAGGUGCCAGAAAUGUUGCAGGCAUACUGUAAAAACAAACAAAGGGGCAAAUGUUCACUGUCCUCAAAAGAGGGCAGUUGAGGCAGCCACCCUCAUGCUGGAGUGUGCCUGGAGGAUCCCAUCAGCUCAUAAGCACCUGAAAUGCUUUCACAUAGCCAAUAAGCAUGUCUCUUAUCUCAACAGGGGCCUUCCCCAAACCCAUCACUGUAACAAAUUAACAGCUGCUGUGAACAUCUCAAAGAGACUGCAUGUUUCACGUAACAUACUAAAGCGAGCAUGGGAAACAAGAGUUUCCCCUCCCUGUCGCCAGCAUGCGGGGAGAGUGAAAAUAGCAUCAUGCUGCACCCUCCAAGACCUGAAAAAAUAUUUGGCACAAAUGACGGGUGCGGGUGAAAUGCAGUGCUUCUUUGGUCCCUUCAAAUGAGCAAACAACUAGAGUAGACUGAUAUCCACAUUGCCAGAUUUGCACCAGCAACAUGGUUGUCUUCACAGACAACACCUUAUGCAAAAUCUCUCCUCAGUGGGCACAUGACUCACAAGAGAGACCCUGGAGCACCACAGGAAGCUCCCACUACAGAACAGAUGGGAAAACAGUUGACCUCUGUCGCCUCGCUCCCUGCAGAAAACGCUUUAGGAGAAGGUGACUGAACAGCAGCUUCCCACCAAAACUAGCAUGACACAAUUAAAUCACUGAUGCGUAGACCUUAAUUGUGGAAUGCGACAGGCCUCCAUCCAACCAAAGCCUGAGGAAAGACAACACUUACCAGAUCAACAUAAGGUCCUCCCCAAUGUCAAACUGUCCAGUGUACUAAAUCAAUGCAGGGACAGACAGCUCGUGCAUUUCCAUCAACAUGUAUUUGUGUACAUUUUCAAUUUGCACAUAAAAAAACUGUAGUGGGAACACCAGAAAUAAAAUAAAAAAACAAAAGCGUUUUGACUCUAGCUGAGGUGAAAAGUUGGUGUAUAGAUAAGCACAAAAUGCAACUAAGUGCAAUGGAAACAGACUUCAUAAACAGACGAAUAAAUCAUGACGUAUGUGAAGCAUGUGACUUAAACAUCAGCGGCAGCUUCCACUAAACUGAAGAGACGAAAAAUGGCGGCAAACAAAAACAUCAGAUCUGUGUGGAGUGAUGAGGAGAAUUUAACCUUUCUUAAAUUAAUACAUGAAACAAACAUAAAUGUCAUUAUUUCCAUCAUGUUUUCCACAUUGUCUUCCUUUGUUUGAGGGUUGAGUGUCGCUCUUUAAGUCAUCUCGUUGUGCCCUCUUCUUCUACAAUAGUUUAAUGGCACAGGACUGGAGACUUAGCGCUGUAACUGUUUAUCUCAAUGCACCGAACUUCUAAUAUUCACAUGACAUCAAUGCAUAGAAACAUGCAAUAUUUUGCAUUGUCUUUUGCCGAUUUUCUGAAAGUUCAGUUAAGAUUUGUUCUACAUUUUGAUAUAAACUUGACUAGAGAGGGACUAGUAUAAAGAUAACAUGAGAAACAUCACUAUCAAAAUAUCAACACCAGUUUCACAGCUGCGACAGUCACUGACGAGGACGAAAGCAGGUCAACAGUAAUAAAAUAAUAAAGGAAUUGGCCGAACGACACACAGUCCAGGUAGCUAAGAGGAAGCCAAGAAGGUCUUAGGAACGGAAGGGAACAAAAAAAAAACAGGUACUCACCAGCAAAGCCAGGCGGCAGCAUUGGGACAUGACCACCAAGAAAAUAAUCUGCAGAGAAGUGGUCACCAGUGGAAGAGUGGGAGACCUCAUUUCCUACCCCUAGGUUGCUGUCAUAAAUUGAGGGCUGGAAUGAGCUAAAAAGUGUAUGCAUUUAAUCCAACCACAUACGCCAUGUCACGGUGACACAGGAUCAAGAGGGAGAGGAGGCCAUCUUCAUUUCAGCGUAUUCCUCUCAUUGGUCCUGUGGCUCUUUCAGUCACUAAAGGAAAGUGGAUGCUUGGUUAUAAUGCAUUGAGCAUUUUUAAGAUCUGGGUCAGUGAAUCCAUUCUGAUUGGCCCAAAACAGUACAUGCAAUUAUCAGUGCAUACUGCAGGGGUGACUGAGCAAGCCUGUUGAGCCCUUUCGAGGUCAAAUCCUGUAUAAGAUAGAACCAGUGGAAACUAAACACACAUAAACACAGUUUACCCACCUCUCAAAAUCUAAAAUAGUGUUUACGCAGCUGUGUAUGCAGAAGUUACAUGGGUUACACUCUGUCGCACUUUUCUCUUGGAUAUUUUGGAUCGCUCAUGUGUCCUCUGCCGGAUCAUGCUUCUUGCUUCAUGCAUCUUCACACAAGCACAGAGAGCCUACCACCCAACUGUGUUUGGCAGAGGUUAAAACAAAUGGAUCCCGAAGUGGUGCUGUUUCAGUGUGUCAGACAGAUGAGACAGAUGGGAGGUAGUUAGACAGGAUGGACAUCCAGCAGUAACUAUUUAUAAUGUGCUGAAUAUUGAAUAAAAUACUAUUAAAGUAACUGGCUGUCAGGCCUGCUGUGCAGCAACAGUUUUCCUGAUCUGUUAGGAUUUCCCCACCCAGGAGUACAGUCCUGGAUUGCAGAUAAUUACAACGAAGGAGGUUUCAUGUAAAAAUCAUGGUCUGUUACAUGGGGCUGUUGGACUGAUGAAGCUCAGACUGAUAUUUCAAUUUCAGACAUUUACAUUUCUCAGAGAAUACAUCUACACUUGAUACAGAAUGUAUUGACUUUAGAAUUAAACACAGAUGUUUGGUCAGCACUUUUAUUUGGAUGUCAAGUGCAGUGUCAUAUUGUUCCCUAAAAUUGGAUUCAAUUCUUCAGUAACUGAGUUGCAUUCAGAUGCUCUUUGUGCUUUGGUGAUUCUCUAAGUGGUAAAUGAAAUAAAUAUACAACAGGAAGAGAAAAGAGUUGAUUAGAAGUGCAAGUUAGUGGGUUAUAUAUCGCUGCAGUCAAACACAACCAUAGAAAUUCAAGUAUUAAAAAUCAUUGUGGCGGCAGAUAUUUUUGAAGCAGGGUCGGAAGUGAGGCAGAACAAUCAGUACAGUGUGUGCUCGAUAAUGAGGCAGGAAGCUUGCCGUGUGGCUUCAGAUACUGGCAUUGUUUAAGCGUUGGCACUGCUGCCUCCGCACUGAGGCUACAACAACUAGGUUUUUCAAAGUGUAAAACUCAGUAAGCAUCUGCAGCCAUACAAAGGUCCAAUGCACCCAUAAGCACCUCUACAAGAUCUGUGAUUGCAACAAGAGUUUUGAAUGAGUGAGGAUAAGCCAGCUCUUUACUGGUGCUCCUGAAAUACAGUAAAAAAAAAAAGAGAAUCAAGGAAAGACGUAGAAGUAGGUCUAAUUUUUCCAAAGAGCUUGUAUCAGUACAAACAACAGUCUUCUCUCAUUACGACGAGAGGAAUGGGCCAUUUUCCACUGCCUUGUGUAUUCCGCUCUCUCUCCUGACAAGCUACAUCACCCUGUUCAGACAUACAGUAUCACUGUCUGAGAUGCUUCAGUGCUUAACUUAAUUUAUGAGCCAUGUUUAUUUAUUUUGUCUCGUUCAUUCCCUUUGGUAUUUGAAAAACUGAUAGCAAAAGAGGAAAAUCGUGGUUGACUGAAGUUUUUUACAGACUGUGUUAUGCAAGGUCUUCUUCAUUUUGAUGUUAAUCGUUUGCUGCACUUUUGCUAAAACAUUUGCUGUGAGUGUGGUGCUGUUGUGAUUUGCAAAAUCAGAUAACUAAGGAGCACAUUAAGAUUUUGGGAGCUGUCAGUGCGCGCUGUUCAAAGUGUUUUGGGGGAACUAAAGUUGAUGGUUAUACAAGCAGACAUGCCUUACCAUUUUUAAAAGACAAAUGGAUUGCUUAUUUGGCUUUUGUUACACAUUCUUGUAUACAGAAAAUAAUACAAAGGUAAGAAUAAACAUUUUAUUAGAAAAUGA